Molecule: messenger RNA, 2067 nt
Organism: Hemiscyllium ocellatum (epaulette shark)
Lineage: Eukaryota; Metazoa; Chordata; Chondrichthyes; Orectolobiformes; Hemiscylliidae
Product: galectin-3-binding protein-like
Exons: 6
Coding region: 1-2067 (688 amino acids)
Cellular component (GO): membrane
Molecular function (GO): 2-oxoglutarate-dependent dioxygenase activity; methyltransferase activity
Source: RefSeq, a predicted model, not a curated record
AUGUACCUUGGGAUCUGGUGCUCUGGGAUCUGUUACCCUGUGAUCUGCUGCCCGAGGAUCUGGUGCUCUGGGAUCUGGCGAGUGGAUUACGGAGAGUUGCGUCUGAGCGGUGGGCGAUUACCCAGUGAGGGUCGGGUGGAGAUUUAUUACAAUGGGGAAUGGGGUACAGUCUGUGAUGAUAACUGGGAUAUCGCUGAUGCUCACGUGGUGUGUCGCAGUCUGGGAUACAUCAAUGCAACCGAAGCUACCAUCGGAGGCAUCUUCGGAUCAGGGUCCGGCUCCAUCCUCCUGGACGAUGUCCACUGCUCUGGGUAUGAAUCAUCUCUCACACAGUGUCAGAGCGAAGGCUGGAGAAUUCACAACUGUCAGCACUCAGAGGACGCAGGAGUUCGCUGUGACCCACGGAUGAUUGUGAACCUCUCCGGGUUCCGGUUGGACCGGAGUGCCGAAUUCUCGCAGUCCUUGCUGGGGUUGUACAGGAGCCGUGCAGGAUGUGACAUGAACAUCUCGGUGAGGGUGGCCGAGGGGGCCCCGGAGCUGCUGAGGAGCUGUGUCCAUCGGUUAAUCUUCCACUUACAGACCGAUGGGAACCUGAUCAGCAAAACUCCCAACACCACCUUCCAGAUGGUGGUCUCCCCGGACUGCCUCACAUUUGUUCCUGAUUUCAUCAGGUAUUUUUACACCCGGAAGCUGUACAUUAAACUGUCGUCCGUUAAGUGCCUCCACAGCAUGGCGUCCAGUUAUGGUGUGACCGCGAUUCGUGAUUACUGUGACAAACUGUUCUAUAAACUGCUGCCCCAGGACCCUUCCUUCAGACACCAGCUGGAGCUGUACAAGUAUGCUGGGCUGGUCAACGAUGGCUACCUGCAGGACAUCUGCUUGCAAUACUUCGCUUGGCACUGUGAAGCCUUCAGUAGGUCUGAGGUGUGGUACCGAAUGUCUGCAACUGAGCUGGACGCACUACUGCAGAGAUCUGACCUGGUCAUUCAGGAUGAGUUCACCCUGUUCCAAGCUGUCGAAGCCUGGAUAGUUUCGAAUGAACAGACGGCGUUAACUGACCAGUUAAUGUGCAAUGUUCGGUUCCAUAUGAUGACCCCAGAAACAUUGAUUUCCAUCCCCGUUAACUCAAGCCUCUACCAGCUCUCCCAAAAUACCUUCAUCCCCAAACUCCUGCAAGCAUUUGAAUUCCAUUCUGUUCCUGUGCAAAAGUUAAAAUUUUACAGAAAUCUCUCGGAUCCUCAGUACCAUCCCAGAACCUACACUUCAUCAGAGUGGAGCACCACUCUGCCCAUCACCUCCCCUCAGGGAGCCUGGCCGCAGUCUCUCUAUGUGAGUCAAGCUCCAUACCAUGGGAGGAGUGAGUGGUAUGAUCAUAGCUACAAUCCCAAUCACUCCUCCCCCAGCUCCAUCUUUCAGACCCCUGAGCACAGGAGUCAGCUGUACAGCUCCAGGAAGCUUUCCUGGUCAGCUUGGUAUCACAAGAGUGCUCUGAGAUGCCGGAACAGUAAUGUCAUCUGUCCCUAUGACACUUACCCAGUGGCUGCACUAACCACUGCCUCGUACAGGCUUCCGGCAUCCAUUACGUACCACAACCGCGUGCUCUUGCUCUGUGCUGAUCACCGCGUUGCUUUUGUUCAGGAUAUGAAGAACUCCACGGCGGUCCUCCCCUCACUCAAUACCACCGGCCUCUUCCUAUUCCCUUGUAACACAGGAGUGACUUCCAUUAGCUUUGUGGAAGGAGACAGAGGGCUUGGUGACGUGUGCAAAGAUAACGAUGUUGGCAAAACUAACAAACUGAUCGUUACCUUGAGAGAGAAACUCAGAGAACAGGCCCCCAGCUACACCAGCGGAGCGGAGGCUGGGAGGACGGAGAACAUCCAGUAUCUGAGAGCGAUGAUAACCGACAACCCGCCCGGGAUUUCCCACGUGGAUGUGAUGUUUAAGAAGGUACAACAACGCCUCUCCUCCCUCAGGCAGCUCAGGAUAUUCAGCCUGUCCAUAAGGACCCUCACCAACAUCUACAGAUACACCAUUGAGAGCAGACUGUCCGGGUGUAUAACAGCCUGA